This is a messenger RNA of Macadamia integrifolia, 1432 nucleotides long. RefSeq names its product chalcone synthase-like. Lineage: Eukaryota; Viridiplantae; Streptophyta; Magnoliopsida; Proteales; Proteaceae. Gene Ontology annotation, molecular function: acyltransferase activity, transferring groups other than amino-acyl groups. The record is from RefSeq and is a predicted model, not a curated record. Gene Ontology annotation, biological process: polyketide biosynthetic process. The transcript has 2 exons. The coding region runs from base 167 to 1354 and encodes 395 amino acids.
UGGAUCCAUUCAAACUUAUUCCCUCUUAGCAUAAAUAUCCAUGCUUUGGUUUUGCAAUUUCACCAUUGCUUGCUAUAGAUUUCCCUUCAAUCUUCUUUAACUCUUCUUUGUUUUCCUCAUACAUCAUCUUCACGAUCGAACUCACCACAACAGAUCAAAAAAAGAAAUGGGUUCGGUCGGAGAAAUCUACGAAGCACAGCGUGCUCAAGGUCCGGCCACCGUGCUAGCCAUCGCCACCGCAAAUCCAUCCAACUUUACUUACCAAGCUGAUUUUCCGGACUUCUACUUCAAAUCCACAAAGACCGAUCACAAGACCGAGUUGAAGGAGAAAUUUAAGCGAAUUUGUGAUAAGUCAACUAUUACGAAACGCCACACUUUCCUAGACGAUGAAAUUAUCAACGAAAACCCCGACUUCUGCAACCCCAUGGCUCCAUCACUUGACGCACGCCAGGAUAUUAUGGUGGUUGAGGUGCCUAAAUUGGCCAAGGAAGCUGCAUCCAAAGCCAUUGAAGAAUGGGGUCAACCCAAGUCAAAGAUCACCCACCUUGUAUUCACUACCAUUUCUGGUGUAGAUGCACCUGGCUAUGAUUUCCAACUCAUCAAGCUCCUCGGCCUUUCACCAACUGUCCAACGUGUCAUGAUGUAUCAAUUAGGCUGUUACGGCGGUGGUUCUGUCCUCCGUGUCGCCAAAGACCUUGUUGAGAAUAACAAAAAUGCACGUGUCCUCGUUGUCUGCUCAGAGAUAAACUCUAUUAGUGGCUUCAAGGCACCCACCGAGACUGACUUACACACCCUACUAGGGCUAGCAAUCUUCGCUGAUGGUGCAGCAGCUUUGAUUGUUGGUGCAGAUCCUGACAUGUCAGUGGAGCGCCCAUUGUUCCAACUCUUCUCAGCUAGCUCUAGGAUUCUCCCUGACUCCGGUGAUAUGGUUGAAGGCCACUUACGUCAAACAGGUCUUUCCAUUAGCUUAUCAAAGGAUGUUUCUAAAACAAUCUCAGGAAACAUUGAGAAGUGCUUAGUGGAAGCAUUCCAAGAGAUUGGUAUAACUGAUUGGAACUCCAUCUUUUGGGUGUGCCACCCAGGUGGGCCAGCAAUUUUGGACCUAAUGGAAAAGACAUUGGGCUUAAAGAAAGAGAAACUAAAUGCAACAAGAAAGGUGUUGAGUGAGUAUGGGAAUAUGUCAAGCCCCACAGUAUUGUUCAUCUUGGAUGAGAUGAGGAGGAAGUCUUUGAAGGAAAAUAAAGCCUCAACUGGUGAAGGGUUCGAUUGGGGUGUACUGUUAGGGUUUGGACCAGGUCUAACUGUGGAGACAGUGGUGUUGCGUAGCAUUCCUAUAAUAUCAUCAGCUCAUUGAGUAAUAAGUCGUGUCCUAAGUGUUGGUAUAUCUAAUUUGGUUCUAUGUGGUCUUAUGAUUUUAGGUAAUGAUUGUUUA